Messenger RNA from Calliphora vicina (urban bluebottle blowfly), 3069 nucleotides. It is a transcript of the gene Vps35, whose product is annotated as Vacuolar protein sorting 35. NCBI's taxonomy places the organism in Eukaryota, Metazoa, Arthropoda, Insecta, Diptera, Calliphoridae. The transcript has 8 exons. Gene Ontology annotation, biological process: retrograde transport, endosome to Golgi; intracellular protein transport. The record is from RefSeq and is a predicted model, not a curated record. Gene Ontology annotation, cellular component: late endosome; retromer, cargo-selective complex; retromer complex. The coding region runs from base 219 to 2678 and encodes 819 amino acids.
AAAGGAACAUAAAUCAAUCACAUGAAUCAGUAGAAAAAGAAAAAUCGCACGAAAACUAGAUUUCUACAUUGUUGUUUAACAUCUGAAAAGAAAGAAAAAAUUGGAACAACAUACCUCAGCAGCCCCUUCUAAAAACGAAUUCAGUACGAUAAUUUUGUAGAUCUUUAGCGAUUAUAUUGUGAAAAAGUACUGUGUAUACUAUUAACUAAGCGACAUACAUGUAUCCUUGGAGUUCCGCAAAUUAUUCACCGGUAGCUGGUGGUGUUGGCACAAUGACUAUGCCGAAUAGUGUUGACGAUCAGGAGAAACUUUUGGCUGAAGCCAUUAGUUCUGCUCGUAAGCAAGCAUUUCAAAUGAAUCAUUUCUUAGACAAGGAACGUAUGCUGGAUGCAUUAAAAUGCGCCAGUGCCAUGUUAAGUGAAUUGCGUACUUCAAUGUUGUCGCCCAAAAGUUACUAUGAAUUAUAUAUGGUGAUUACCGAUGAAUUGUGUCAUCUAGAAUUGUACUUGAGUGAGAAAGCUUCUAAGGAAACGGAUCUUUACGAACUUGUCCAGUAUUCGCACACCAUAGUGCCCCGUUUGUAUUUGCUUAUAACUGUUGGUAUUGUGUAUAUUAAAAAUGAUCGCUCCUUGAAGCGCAGUAUUCUCAAGGAUUUGGUGGAAAUGUGUCGUGGUGUUCAACAUCCCUUGCGUGGUCUCUUUUUACGUAAUUAUCUGCUGCAAUGUACGCGUAAUAUAUUGCCAGAUGUUUUAGUGGCCGACAAUGAACAUGAAGGCAAUGUUUAUGAUGCCAUAGACUUUGUAUUGACCAAUUUUGCCGAAAUGAACAAACUGUGGGUUCGCAUGCAGCAUCAGGGUCAUUCCAGUGAAAAGACACGUCGUGAAAAGGAACGUGAAGAAUUGAAAAUUUUGGUUGGUACCAAUUUGGUGCGUUUGUCGCAAUUGGAAUCUGCCUCGCUGGAAAUCUAUCAGCGUUUAAUUUUACCUGGCAUUUUGGAGCAAGUGGUUAGUUGUCGUGAUGCUAUUGCCCAGGAAUACUUGAUGGAGUGUAUUAUACAAGUGUUUCCGGAUGAAUUUCAUUUGCAAACUUUAGAUCCUUUCCUAAAGUCAUGCGCCCAACUGCAGACAGGCGUUAAUGUUAAGAAUAUAAUAAUAUGUCUAAUUGAUCGCUUAGCUAUUUACAAUCAGAGGAGUGGAAAGAACAAUGGCACUGAUAUUGAAUCUAUUAUCCCUCCCGAAGUAGAACUGUUUGAGGUGUUUAGUAUACAAGUAGCCAACAUUGUACAGACUCGCUCUGAUAUGCCCUUAGAAGAUACAAUAUCAUUACAAGUAGCUUUAUUGAGUCUGGCUCAAAAGGUCUAUCCAGAUCGUGUUGAUUAUGUGGAUAAAGUAUUAGGUACAACCACAAAGAUUUUGGAAUGUCUUAAUAUGAAUAAUAUUUCUCAUCUAUUGUCGGUUAAUCAAGAGCUGUCUCGCCUCUUGCGUAUUUGUGUUGACUUUUACAACAAUGUUUUGACUGUUAUACAACUGAGCAACUUCUGUCCUUUGCUAGAGAAAUUUGAUUAUACCUCUCGCAAGACGCUGGCUUUAUAUUUACUGAUGAAUGUUUUGGAAUAUGAGACGCUAAUACCUACGGCGGAACAGGCUGACGCAGUUUUAAAUAUAAUAACACCCUUAAUUAAAGAUGACGAAACUGUUGUAACUAAAAAUGGACAAGAAGUAUCAGUAGAUCCCGAUGAAUUCGCUGAAGAACAAGGCAUAGUGGCACGUUUUAUACACUUGCUUAAAUCUGAGGAUCCAGAUAUGCAGUACAAGAUAUUGCAAUCUGCACGCAAACACUUGGGUGCUGGUGGAGCACAACGUAUUAAACAUGUGUUACCACCUCUAGUGUUCUCUGCCUACCAACUGGCUUAUAAAUAUAAAGCCAAGGCUGAAGAAGAUGAGAACUGGGAUAAAAAGUGUCAAAAGAUUAUACAAUAUUGUCACAGUACAGUAUCAGCUUUGGCCAAAGCAGACUUGGCCGAAUUAGCAUUAAGGUUGUAUCUACAGGGGGCUUUGGUAAUUGGUGAAAUUGGUUAUACAAAUCAUGAGACCGUAGCCUAUGAGUUUAUGACACAAGCAUUUUCUCUAUAUGAAGAUGAAAUCUCAGAUUCUAAAGCCCAGUUGGCGGCCAUUACAUUAAUAAUGUCUACUUUUGAACAAAUGUCCUGUUUUGGCGAGGAAAACGCCGAUCCUUUAAGAACAAAUUGUGCAUUAGCUGCUUCGAAAUUGCUCAAAAAGCCCGAUCAAUGUAGAGGUGUGGUGGCAUGUGCAGCCCUCUUUUGGAGUGGCAAAAAAAAUGGCGAAGAAAUGCGUGAUGAAAAAAAGACUUUGGAUUGUUUAAAGAAAGGAGCCCGUAUUGCUUCUCAGUGCUUAGACACAGGCGUUCAAGUUCAACUUUAUGUUGAACUUCUUAACCAUUAUUUGUUCUACUUUGAACGUGGUAAUUCUUUGAUAACAGUGGCCAUGCUCAACCAGCUAAUUGCUAAAAUCAAUGAGGAACUUCCUAAUUUGGAACCCAGCGAAGAAACUAAACAAAUCGAAAUGCAUUACAAAAAUACUUUGGCCCAUAUAAAAAGUCGCAUGGAGUCGAACGACGUGGGCUUAGAGGUUUCAUUUGCGGGAAUUUCGAUACAUUAGUCGAAUUAUGUAUAAGUUCUGCAGGGGCAGAUAAAACUUUUUAUAAAUAUGUAUCUUUGCAUUUUCAAUGAAAUUGAAAAUUGCCAAAACAAUGGUUAUUAUUUUUACACAUUAUUAUUAUACAUUAUUCCGUAGACAAAUUCAAAAACAAACAAACAAAACACUAACAUUCACAUUAAUAUUAUUUGGUUAACAUAAUAAGCAAACAAACGUAGUUGCCCAUCCUAUACAUUAUACAUACGUCAUGUGCAACAAAACACAACUUCUUCGAUAUUUAAAUGUAUUAAGUUACACAAUUUUGAACUAAUGGAAGGAAAAAAUGCAGUACAUUAAGUUAAGAAGUAUUUCAAAUCGCAAGAAGUAAAUAAUUAUUUUAAUCAAUAACUUUUAA